AUGAUUGUAAGAAGAGAACAAUGUGAAAACUUUAGGAAUAUUAAGCUCAUCUUCAAAUUAUCUGACUUCUCACGUUUUAUUACGAUCAAUAUUUUGCCUUUGCAGUCUAAUCAAGGAAGUGCUGAUUCAACCGUUUAUUUUAAUGAUCAUCUUGCUUUUACAGGACGGAAGCUUGUUGGUGGAAGUGACAUUGGAGGCAUGAAAGAGACACAAGAGAUGCUAGACUUCUGCGGGAAGCACAAUAUAAAUGCAGACAUUGAACUGAUCCGUAUUGAGUAUGUCAACACAGCUUUUGAACGCCUUGCCAAAUCUGAUGUCAGAUACCGUUUUGUGAUUGAUGUGGCGAACUCCUUGGCUGGUAAUUAAGUGGUGAAUUUGUAGUUCUUCUGUCUCCUUCAUGAUGCAUAGCGUGAAAUGUAACAAUAUUUGAAACAUUCGAUUCAGAUUUGCAGUGGUAAUUGGCAAGGUGAAACAUCUUCGGUUUUGUUGAACUAGACAUCAGUUUACUUGUGUUUAAUAAAAAGAUCAAAUCUUUCUGGUU
Messenger RNA from Olea europaea var. sylvestris, 541 nucleotides. RefSeq names its product probable cinnamyl alcohol dehydrogenase 9. The transcript has 2 exons. The coding region runs from base 1 to 366 and encodes 121 amino acids. Gene Ontology annotation, biological process: lignin biosynthetic process. The record is from RefSeq and is a predicted model, not a curated record. NCBI's taxonomy places the organism in Eukaryota, Viridiplantae, Streptophyta, Magnoliopsida, Lamiales, Oleaceae. Gene Ontology annotation, molecular function: cinnamyl-alcohol dehydrogenase activity.